CAUUCACAAAAUGGAUUUUUUUUGUUAUUUUCUUGGUCUCAUGUGGUGUUACUGUCAUUUCAUCAACGAUUUAUCCAACUCCUACAAUUUCCUACGGGUAUUCGUCAACAAUUGCAGUGAAUUCUUCUACACCUUCGAGCUUUUAUCAGCGGGGCAUCAACAUCUGUUCUUUUUCAACAAUCAACUCAACGACAGGAUCUAUUGUAUCCCCUAACUAUCCGAAUGGCUUUGGUAGCAGGACCUGUAUCUUAACAAUCAGGCAACCCUUAAACUUCGCAGUGAAGUUCAAUGUUUCGUAUAUAAAUUUAAAACAUAUAAAAAAUGGUAACCAAAUAAUAUGUUUGGAUUCCAUUACUAUAUCUGGUGGAACAUCAAAACAAUUCUGUGGCAACGAGACGUCUUUAACAUUUACACCAUAUACCAAUGUUGUAACAUUGACAUUCAGAUCAAAUGGAACGGCACCUAUGGAAGGAUUUAAUCUUACAUUUACAACUUUCUAUCGAACGGAUUUACCUUCUGCAACAAGUGUUUGCUCAAAUAAUAUCAUAUACACUUCAGCUGGUCGAAUUUACUCACCUGGAUUUCCUAAUGCCUACAGUAACAAUCUAAGAUGUAGUGUCACAAUUGUUGUUCCUUUUGAAAAAGCACUGGAAAUCGUGAUCAAUUAUUAUGAUAUCGAAUUACAUUCCACAUGUGUAUGGGAUAAAUUGUCAUUGUCAAAUGGUGCCACAUCAAACGUCAUUUGCGGUCACUCGCCAAUCAACGGUCGGCCACAGAAAUUUAACGAUGGGAAUGUUGUCAUAAGUUUUACAUCUGACUUCAUUAUUACUCGUACUGGAUUUUUGCUGACUUUUCGUAAUAUUCCUUUAAUAAGAUCGUCUAUUGAUUGCAUUUUUGAUAAUGGUUUUUGCAACCAGACAAAGACAGAUAAUUGGGUAAGAACUAAUGGAGCAUCUGGAAUUAAUCGUCCCACCUUCGAUCAUACAACUGGCACUUCAACAGGUAUGUAGAGUAAAGUUGUAUCUAG
Xenia sp. Carnegie-2017 is the source of this 1027-nucleotide messenger RNA. Its product is annotated as adhesion G-protein coupled receptor G6-like. The record is from RefSeq and is a predicted model, not a curated record. The transcript is spliced from 8 exons. Lineage: Eukaryota; Metazoa; Cnidaria; Anthozoa; Malacalcyonacea; Xeniidae. Gene Ontology annotation, cellular component: membrane. Bases 465 to 1010 code for a protein of 181 amino acids.